AUGUCAAAUGUUAUCAGAUACUGGGAACGAUUUGUCGCGGCGAGCCUCAAUAUCCCCCGCGACAACAUGGGCCAUUUACCCAAGGUAGUUCGAAAUCAGUUCAUGGAGGUACUUUUUAGGGGUUUCAAAAUGAAUUCGGGCAAUGGAGGAGGAUUUUAUGGCUGGUACAAUGCGGAGUUCAAGUCUAUACUUGGGGGGGAUGACAAUGCAGGAUCACAAGAGGGAGAUGAUAAUUUCUCAAUGGGGCCGCAGAUUACCUAUGAAGCGCUCAGCACCGCCAUGAACAGCGUGAUGUUUGUCACAAAUAUUGGGUCCAUUGGUAUAGUGUCAAAUAACUGCAAUAUCGAUGUUGGUGACACCGUCCACUUACUUCUUGGUGGGAAUACACCAUAUGUGCUACGUCAGGACGUCGGGGUUGAGCCAUGCGAUGGGAAAAGCGUCGAGACUCCACCAAAUAGUGCGAUGUCAACCAACCUCGACCUACCAUACAUCCUCAAGGGGCCAUGUUAUGUUCAAGGAUAUAUGGACGGGGAGGCUAUGCCGGCAUUUCGCAGGGGUGAGAUCGAAUUCUCACGAAUUACGCUUCGCUGA
This is a messenger RNA of Cadophora gregata, 591 nucleotides long. RefSeq lists its product as uncharacterized. The record is from RefSeq and is a predicted model, not a curated record. The coding region runs from base 1 to 591 and encodes 196 amino acids. NCBI's taxonomy places the organism in Eukaryota, Fungi, Ascomycota, Leotiomycetes, Helotiales, Ploettnerulaceae. The transcript has a single exon.